This is a messenger RNA of Symbiodinium natans, 372 nucleotides long. Lineage: Eukaryota; Dinophyceae; Suessiales; Symbiodiniaceae. The record is from the annotation of a GenBank genome assembly.
AUGGCGGCCGCGCCUGGGAAAAUCCGAGUCCUGCACCUGCUGUGCAAGCACACCAAGUCCCGCAACCCGGUCUCCCGACGCACGGGCGGAUCAACCUCCAGCGUCAGCGUCGACAGCGCCCACACUGAGCUGCAGGCCAUCAUCGGCAAGCUGCAGACCCUGUCCGGUCAGGAGCUCGUCGACGCCUUCGCCAAGGAAGCCUCGGGCCGAAGCGACUGUGGCUCCUACGCGCAGGGUGGCGAUCUCGGCUUCUUUGGCCCUGGUGAGAUGCAGAAGCCCUUCGAGGAAGCCUCCUACGCCCUCGAAGUGGGGAAGAUGAGCGGCAUCAUCGACACGGACAGCGGCAGCCACAUCAUCCUGCGCAUCGCGUGA